This is a messenger RNA of Salvelinus fontinalis (brook trout), 6213 nucleotides long. Its product is annotated as actin-binding LIM protein 3-like. The record is from RefSeq and is a predicted model, not a curated record. The transcript has 22 exons. Gene Ontology annotation, biological process: cytoskeleton organization; cilium assembly; lamellipodium assembly. Lineage: Eukaryota; Metazoa; Chordata; Actinopteri; Salmoniformes; Salmonidae. Gene Ontology annotation, molecular function: actin filament binding. Bases 518 to 2590 code for a protein of 690 amino acids. Gene Ontology annotation, cellular component: stress fiber; actin cytoskeleton.
CUGCGCUCAGACCCAAUCGAGCUCAGGUCCAGAGCGCAUUGACAGCGGCGAUGUACAAGUAGCCUACUACCAUCGAAAGCGCAGCCUCUUUUACUGUAUUCUUCAGAAGAAAGGAUGCGGUGACGAUGGAACAAGCUCUGUAGUAGCCUACUGUACAACAAUUCCAAUCCGGAUUUAGUGAAAUCCUCAACAGUCUCUACCAGAGCAUUGUUGUAAUCGGCUCCUGAACAGAGGGAACACCCCGUCUUUCCAAUCAGGUUUCAGAUUUGAUUCUUCACCUUGCUUAGAGAGGACAGGCACUCUGGACUGUAUUCGGAGCUGAGAGAAGGCUGAGGAGUUUGGAGCUGCUCUGAGCUGAAAGCCUACAAAUUAAAUAUGCCAGCCUUGCUCUAGUAUUUUUCAUUAUUUUUGUUUUAUUUUAUACCUAUUACACAGCAGGACAUGGUGCAUAUGACAACUGUAUUUAUCCAGUAACCUAAUAGUUUGAAGGUAUCACUUUUCGAAUGCCAACUCAACAAUGAACUCUAAUGCAGGGCCUUACCGGCACAGCGCCUACGGAGGCAGCCCGAGCGGCAACAGCGGGCGUGGCGCCGUGACCAUCCACUGUCUCCGCUGCCGGGAGGUCUGUAAGGGAGAGGUGGUUCGUGUGCAGAAUGUCCACUUCCAUGUCAAGUGCUUCACCUGCCAAGUGUGUGGCUGUGACCUGGCCCGUUCAGGCUUCUUCCAGAAGGGAGGAGAGUACAUCUGUACAGAGGACUACCAGCGCCUCUAUGGCACCAAGUGUGACAGCUGUGAAGACUUCAUCACAGGGGAGGUGGUCUCUGCGCUGGGGCGUACCUACCACCCCAAGUGUUUCGUCUGCAGCAUGUGCAGAAAGCCUUUCCCUAUCGGAGACAGGGUGACCUUCUGUGGGAAGAAGUGUGUCUGUCAGCAGUGCUCCCAUUCGCUGGUCAGCAACGCGCCGGUCAAGAUCCACGGACCCAGCCACUGUGCAGGCUGUAAGGAGGAGAUCAAACAUGGCCAGUCUCUCCUGGCCUUGGAGAAGCAGUGGCAUGUCAGCUGCUUCAAGUGUCAGACCUGUGGCACUGUGCUGACAGGGGAGUACAUCAGCAAGGAUGGUAUUCCGUACUGUGAGACUGACUACCACACCCAGUUUGGAAUCCAGUGUGUGACGUGUAACAGAUACAUCAGUGGCAGAGUGCUGGAGGCAGGGGGAAAGCACUACCACCCCACCUGUGCCCGUUGUGCCCGCUGUCUCAUGAUAUUUACAGAAGGAGAGGAGAUGUACCUGACAGGUUGCGAGGUGUGGCAUCCUGUGUGUAAACAAGCAGCUCGAUUGGAGAAGAAACUCAGAUUCAGACGUACCUCGGAGGCCUCCGUAUCCCCCCCUGGAUCCAGCAUCGGCUCCCCGAGCCGCAUCAUCUGUGCCAAAGUGGAAAACGAGGUCCUAAAUUGCAAAGAUCUGGCCCCACUGCAUAAGAUUAAAACUAUUUGUGACGUGCAGCGGCCCGAUCUCAUUCCCUGUGAGUCUUAUCACAGAUACUCCUCUGAUGACAGGCUAGAACACUACAGCUAUGGGGAGUCUCUGGGAACUCUCUCUCCAAACUCUCAGGACGUCUAUGACAGCGUGGAGCUGAGACAGAGGCGCUCCUCCAGCCCAGGCUUCAAUGACUCUCCCACCUACAGCCGCCAGGGCAUGUCUCCCACCAUGUCCACCUCCUGCUCCCCACAGCACUGCUUCCGCCCCGGCACUGAGAGUAGCAGGAGCUCUCUCUCUUACAGUCAGCUUGACACCAGGUCUACCACGUCCACCACCUACCAAGCCCCCAAGCAUUUCCAUGUGCCAGAUGAUUCUAACUACUCAGCCACUAAGAGUAAAACCAGCAACAUCCUCCAGACUUCCCUGUUUCCCGACACGUACUCUCCUGACCACUACCACCAGCAGUCUAACCACUACCCCUACACUCCCUCUCCCAGAGCUACUCGUGCCCGGAGGUUUUCCUCAGGUGGAGAGGAGGAUGGGUGGAAUCAAAGUCUUAACAGACUCCAAGGUGGUAUAGGCCGUAUGAUUCUGAAGGAGGAGAUGAAAGCCAGGUCUGGUUCCUAUGACAAUGACCCGUGGAGCAACGCACGGAACUCCCGCACCAACUCUCGUAGCAACUCCCGUAGCAACUCCCGCAGUGGCAGCAAAGAGGCCCUGCAAAAUGUGGGCUACAGCAACACUGUCAACGGAUCUCCCACCAGAUCCCACUACAGUACAGACAGUGACUCCUUCAUCUCCAAGUCAGCCUCGUUGCCAGGGUAUGGCAGGAACGGACUGCACAGGCCCCAGAGUGCAGAUUAUUUCCAGUACGACAGCAGCAGUGCAGUUAACUGGGGAAUCAGAGAAUACAAAAUCUACCCAUAUGACGUGUUGGUAGUCACCAUAAGGAGGCAGAACCAGCCCCCCAAUGACGUGGACAGAGCCAGACUAGAGCGCCACCUGUCUCCUGAGGACUUCUACCGGGUGUUUAGGAUGACUAUGCCUGAUUUUGACCGACUGGCAAUGUGGAAGAGAAACGAGCUCAAGAAACAAGUCCGACUGUUCUGAAAGGACCAGACUGUAGAAGCUCAGUAUAGCAGCCUGCUGGGCUUAACGUUAGAGGGGCCUGAGUCCUCACUGAGAGCCAUAAUAACCCGUCUGGGUAGCCCUCGAUCCAUCAGGUCAGAGUCACAGCAGAACCAGAACUAAAACGAGCUUGGGUUCUAGCCAUAGAAAUAUAAUGAGUUGUAAUGAUAUAGUUCUGUUGUUCCAGGACAUCCUCUGGGCCCGAGAAACCCAGCCAGCCUGAGUCUAUACAUCAAUAAGAUAUCUCUGGAGAAAGUGGAGUAACAGGCUCCUCCUCCUGAGCCAUGUCUGUUUGUGGGAGGACUAGACCAGGCUAGUUCUGCCUAUGCUUUCAGUAUUAUGUGUUUGCUUUAUUAGAAGGAGUUUAACUAUAGUUCUUGGCUGUCAUGUCAUUUUCAGGUUGCUGGUUUGGACAGCCUCUGAGACAUUAUCUUAUGAUCAAGCAGGAAAGAGAGAACAUCAGCAAACUGUCCAAACAGAACGUGCUACCAGAUAAACUCUGUCCUUGCUUUCUUUACUCUAAAUAUAUUGUUUCAUUCACUUUUUUUUUUUUUUUUUUUUUUUUACAUUGAGACUUAAACUUUGUAUUUCUUAAUAGAGUGAGGGUUCACCACGGAGUGAAAGGCUAGAUUGAUAUAUUGUGGUAGUACGGUUUAAGAAAAUGUGUGGAUCAUUGUGUGUUUACUGAAAAACCAAAGUAAUAUAACUAUCUUAAGAACCAAUUUGUUUGUUUGCUUGUGUUGUUUUGUUUUAGAUAGCAACAUGCUUAAAGAGUGACUGCCCCUAAAAAGCAACUUCUCUUUUUGAAAAUGGCCCAUGUGGCAUCGAUAUGAUUCAAAAUAAUUUAUUCAAGUGUUAAAAUUGACUACAAAGUGUAAAUAGGAUCGUUUUGGUCAUAAAGUCAGUCUCGUCCAAAAUCAGAGAUUUGUGAGAUAAUAUUUUAAAAAUUAUGUCACAGAAUGAAGGGUACCCUAACAGUUUUCCUUGGCCUGGGUUUAUUUCAAUUUGGUUUGACAUUUGAAAUCCCUAUGGGGCUAGUUACAUUUACAUUUAAGUCAUUUAGCAGACGCUCUUAUCCAGAGCGACUUACAAAUUGGAAAGUUCAUACAUAUUCAUCCUGGUCCCCCCGUGGGAAUUGAACCCACAACCCUGGCGUUGCAAGCGCCACACUCUACCAACUGAGCCACACGGGACCAUAGUUAAGGACCAUCAGUAAAUUACACAAUGUACAUGGAACAAUCAUUUAAAAUAUUAAUAGCUCCAAAUUUCAAUGACUUAAAAAAUUAAAAAGAAGAAGAAAAUGUACUACUUUAAAAUGAAGAUAGCAUGGGCAGAGCCUUUGAGGUUGUCACAGACACUAUAAUGGCACAUAUAGAAAGAUGAGUCCAUCUAUCACUAUGGCCUGUUGUUCGCACGCGUAUCUGCCCUCUCAUUGGCUAGAAUGGUCCCACCUGAUCUCGCCUACUCCCACCUGCUUUCUGUCUUUGAGGACAUGUAUUUCCAUUGUUAGAGCGGUCAAUCGACUAUCUUGUCAAUAUAAUAGACCAUUUUUGCUACGUGGGAACACACAAACAAAAGACACACACUUUAACCCCCCCCCCCGUUCGGCUUCAGUCAUGGCCUUCUUAAUGACCAAGCCAAAAAAUGAGGCCAACUCAGGAAGUUCAGCUCCCCUUUAAACAGACUGAAUGCAUGUUUCCAGAGAAUAUAAAACCAGCCUCUUGCCUACAUACUAACGGUUGAUUGAUUUACUAAAUUGAUGGGAAAGAUCCAAACAAUGUAAUGUAUGUAUUUGUCACGAUCGUCAUUGGGAGAGAGAGAGGACCAAGGCGCAGCGUGUAAAAAAUGCAUCUUCUCUUUAUUAAGGAGAUGACCAAACGAAGCAAAACAACAAAUCGAAGACCGUGAAACCAAAACCGACUAAAUGCAAAACAUGCAAACUUGACACAGACCUAGACACAGACAAUGACAAAAUCAAUGACCCAACAAACACAUGAUGCCUAUGGCCGCCUAAAAUAUGGCUCCCAAUCAGAGACAAAUGAAAGACAUCUGUCUCUGAUUGAGAAACCACUCAGGCAACCAUAGACAUACCUAGAAACCCUCACUAAACCAUAGACAUACCUAGACAUACUCACUCAACACAAAACCACACACACAAAACCCAACAACCCCUUAACCAUAUAAUCACCCAAACACAAACCUCCCCCAUGUCACACCCUGACCUAACAAAAAUAAUAAAGGAAACAAAGAUAACUAAGGCCAGGGUGUGACAGUAUUGGAGUUUUGGAUUAUUUAGUCUUAUCAAUUUCAAUUGAACCAAAGGGUUUCAUUUACAGUAAUGGAAUAUCAUGUUAUGAUUGGAUCUUGAAUUGUAUUCAGAGCUGGGAUUGUAGUUAGGAUAAAAGCUGACGUGAGUGACUCUUCAUGGGGAAACUUGAUCUGAUUCUAACUCAACACAUGGAGACAGAGAUAAUGAAUAGAGAUAUACAUUAAUUAGAUCGAAUCUGAACUGUUUCUGAAUAUAAAGGGAUGUAUCUGCCUGUGGAGGAAAGUGGAUUGAAGGGAUUGGAGACCAGAAGUCUGGAUUAGAGAUGAAAUAGAGGAAUGGAUCUGAAUUAGAUUACAACUGAAAGGGAUUGAAUGAACUCUUCCUUGAACAAUACCAAGGUGAGGAGGGAAUGAAUCGAGGUGAGAAGGGAAGGAAUUAAGGUUAGGGAAUUUUGUGGAUGUUGAAGUGGAAUUUAUUUGAUGAAAUUGUCCUGAUUGGUCUACGUGGAUACCAGUCCAAAUGACAACCAGGGUCCUGAUAUAAUUUUUUUUUUUAAAUGAUCUAAAUCAACUUAGGGGGUGAAAUGAUUACUGGUUGCUAAAUAAUUCACUAUAGUGUGCAUACAGUAGAACAAAACAUUAUCCUGUUGGGUUUUGAGGAGGUGACUCCUAGUUAUCUCCUGUUGGGUUUUGAAGAGGUGACUCCUAGUUAUCUCCUGUUGGGUUUUGAAGAGGUGACUCCUAGUUAUCUCCUGUUGGGGUUUGAAGAGGUGACUCCUGGUUAUCUCCUGUUGGGUUUUGAAGAGGUGACUCUUAGUAAUUCAAUAGAUCAUACAAUAUUCUUGGUAGCCUACAUGCAAAGCUGUCCUUUUUCUUUCAGUUGUAUUUGAAUGGUCUGGUAUGAGGUUGUGUGUCAUAGGAAAAGAUAGUUCUGGUUGUUAGUGUAUGCAGCACUGCCUUUAUCAGACUACUAUUAGUCAUACUGACUAGCAGCAGUCAUCUAGUAUAAAUAACUCUUACUGCCAUCUUUGUAAUGGCUGUUUGUUUUAUAGAUGUGUGUGUGUGUGUGUGUGUGUGAGAGAGAGAGAGUCGCAAAUUAUCGUACAUAUUUACAAUACUAACAGAAAUACUGGUUAAUAAUGUACAUACAGUACUUCCAGAAUUCACAAUCUCAUUUUUGAAUCUAUAUCCAUUAUAAAAGGUUUGGGAGACUUUUAAAUUUAUGUUUUCGUUUUGUAACUGUACAAAGCAAUCUGCAUAUUAUUUAUUUCAAUGUCAGAACUACUGCUCAACAAAUGACGUACAUAUUUUAUUUAAAUUAAAGCAGUUUACAUGUG